Messenger RNA from Mauremys reevesii (Reeves's turtle), 6005 nucleotides. Its product is annotated as nardilysin-like. Bases 1267 to 4308 code for a protein of 1013 amino acids. NCBI's taxonomy places the organism in Eukaryota, Metazoa, Chordata, Testudines, Geoemydidae. The record is from RefSeq and is a predicted model, not a curated record. Gene Ontology annotation, biological process: proteolysis. Gene Ontology annotation, molecular function: metal ion binding; metalloendopeptidase activity. The transcript is spliced from 34 exons.
GUCUGAGGCGCAAGGACGGGGCCGCAGGGCUAACCCCGGCCUGGGGGACCCCGCCAUUGUCAAGUCCCCCAGUGACCGCAAGCAGUACAGGGAGAAGAGGCCAUGCAAGCAAAGCUAUGGACCACCUGUAGAAAUGUGGACAUCUAUGAGCAAAUUGCAUGGGGAAUGCAGGCAAAGGGAUGCAACAGGAAUCAAAAAUAGUGCUGAAGGAAGUGCAGCUGGCAUGCUACGAGACAAGGGAGGUCAAUAAUCAAUCUAGUGGUGAGCUGCUGAUCCGCUUUUAAAACAAACUGUGUGCCAUAUUUGACACAGGCCCCACCAGCACUCUGCAAACCACCGUGGAUACCUUGCAGGAGCCUGAGAUAUAGACCCCUGCCGUGAACAGGGAAGAGGAGGAGAGGGGGGAUGGGGGAGGGAGUCCAACCAUACAACAGAUCAAGACCUGUCUGAGACUCCACCAUGGUCUAGUCAGCCCUGGCAGCCAAAUAUGGAUGAGCCCAAUGAAGAGGAAGGGACCUUUGGGAAGAGAUGGAGGUACAACAAAUAGAGGUGGUAUCUGCGUUUCGUUCCCCCACUGAAUUGGACAUGGAGAGGGCCACGCGGAGCAGUUUGUUUAUGUACAGAAGAAUGUCCCUUGUAUCCUCCUGAGAGAUCUCAGUGAAACUUUCAUGGUGUUACUCCGCAAUCCUCUCCUGAAGGCUUCUAGGGAUGGCUGCCUUAUUUCUUCUUCUGCAGAAGAUACUUUCCCACACCUCACCAUGCAGCUGCCAUUGUGGCUUUGAGGGGUGCCCCUUGCACACCUGCAGAACACCUGAUCCUGAAGAGGAGAAAGAAGAGGAUUAGUUCAGCAAGAUCUUGCAAGCUAUUGCUGCUUCGGGUUCUGAAGAAAGGUCCUGGAGACCAGCGUGACACAUGUUAUGGAGAAUGAAAAAGGAGACGGGGAAGGCUAGGAUUCCCAGCAGGAAGGGGAAAGGGAGACGCACCAAGACAUAAUGGAGCUUCUCAGGCAGCAAACUCAAAUGCUGCAGGUGCUGGUUGACCUACAGGCCCCAAAAUCUGACUCCCCGCACUUUACAGUCCUUAGAGAGGUCUGUAGAAGCAGCCCUGACACUCCAAAGCAUAUCAUGUGGCAUCACAGGCCACAUCCUAAUCCCUAUAAUUCCUCAUUGUGUGACUGCAAAGAAAACCACUGCUUAACACACACCAUAUAGGUAUCUCACAUUACAAAAUGGCUUGUGUGCAUUACUGAUUUCGGAUGCAAAUAACAUGGAUAGUGUUCUUUCGGAAGAGUCUUCGGAAUGGGAGGAUAAUGAUGAGACCGAGAUUGAAACUGAUGAAGAUGAUGACUCGGGAGCAGAGAUGGAUGAGGACAAGGAAAAUUAUGAGGAUGAUGACAAUGAUGGAGAUGAUGAGGAGGAUCCCAAUAAUUCUGAUGAUAUGGAAAUGGAAGAACUAACAGGAAAGGAAGAAGCAAAGAAGGGAAAUGGUACAGAGAAGCUGUCUGCAGCUGCUCUUUGUGUUGCUGUUGGCAGUUUCUGUGAUCCUGAGGAUCUGCCUGGGUUGGCACAUUUUCUGGAGCACAUGGUAUUUAUGGGCAGUUUGAAGUAUCCAGAUGAGAAUGGGUUUGACGCUUUCCUGAAGAAACAUGGGGGCAGUGACAAUGCUUCAACUGACUGUGAACGGACAGUCUUCCAUUUUGAUAUCCAGCAGAAAUACUUCAAAGAAGCACUUGAUAGGUGGGCACAGUUCUUCAUUCACCCACUAAUGAUUAGGGAUGCUAUUGAUCGUGAAGUUGAGGCUGUCGAUAGUGAAUAUCAACUAGCAAGGCCCUCUGAUGCAAACAGGAGAGAGCUGCUACUUGGAAGCCUUGCCAGACCUGGGCAUCCAAUGAAAAAGUUUUUCUGGGGUAAUGCAGAGACACUAAAGCAUGAGCCUAAAAAGAGUAAUACUGAUAUCUACACCAGACUGAGGGAUUUUUGGCAGCACUAUUACUCUGCUCACUAUAUGAACCUAGUUGUCCAGUCUAAAGAAACUUUGGACACUUUGGAGAAGUGGGUGAAGGAAAUCUUUUCACAGAUUCCAAAUAAUGGUUUACCCAAACCAAACUUUGGCCAUCUGACACAGCCUUUUGACACACCCGAAUUUUACAAGCUUUACAGAGUUGUUCCAAUCAGAAAUGUUCAUUCACUGAGCAUUGCCUGGGGACUACCACCACAGGAGAGACAUUACCGGGUGAAGCCACUUCACUAUAUCUCCUGGCUGGUAGGACAUGAAGGCAAAGGCAGUGUUCUUUCCUUUCUUCGGAAAAAAUUUUGGGCUCUUGCGUUAUAUGGGGGAAAUGGUGAGACAGGAUUUGAACAGAACUCCACCUACUCUAUAUUCAGCAUUUCUGUGACUUUGACUGAUGAAGGUUACGAGCACUUCUAUGAGGUUGCACAUGUUGUAUUCCAGUAUCUGAAAAUGUUGCAGAAAAGAGGGCCAGAUAAAAGAAUUUGGGAAGAGAUUCAGAAGAUUGAAGCUAAUGAAUUUUAUUUCCAGGAUCAGGCUGAUCCAAUUGAUUAUGUUGAAAGUCUUUGUGAGAACAUACAUAUCUUUUGUAAGGAGGACUUUUUGACAGGUGAUCAGCUUCUGCUUGAAUACAAGCCUGAAAUCAUUGCUGAUGUCCUUAACCAGCUCUGCCCUGUGAGAGCAAACCUUGUUCUGUUGUCUGCUGCCAGUAAAAGAAAAUGUCAUCUAAAGGAGAGAUGGUUUGGGACACAGUACAGUGCGGAAGAUAUUGACAAAUAUUGGCGUGAUUUAUGGGCCAGUGACUUUCCAUUAAAUCAAGACUUGCACUUACCUGAAGAAAACAAAUAUAUAGCCACUGACUUCGCUCUGAAGGCAUCUGAUUGCCCUGAUACGAAGCACCCAGUCAGAAUUCUGAGCACACACCACGGCUGUGUGUGGUACAAGAAGGACAAUAAAUUCAAAAUCCCCAAAGCUUACAUACAUUUCCAUCUGAUCUCCCCACUGAUACAGCAGUCUGCAAAAAGUGUGGUACUUUUUGAGACUUUUGUAAAUAUCCUUUCUCACAACCUUGCUGAACCGGCAUAUGAAGCUGAUGUUGCUCAGUUGGAAUAUAAACUGGUAUCUGGAGAGCAUGGUUUGGUCAUUCGAGUAAAAGGAUUCAAUCAUAAACUACCUCUGCUAUUUCAGCUCAUCAUUGACCAGUUGUCUGACUUCAGUUUUACUCCAGCGGUUUUUGAGAUGAUAACAGAGCAGCUAAAAAAGACUUACUUUAAUAUUCUGAUCAAGCCAGAGAUGCUGGCCAAAGAUGUGCGUUCUUUAAUUUUGGAGCAUGGCAAGUGGUCUAUGAUAGAUAGAUACAGGAGAUUAAUGAAGGGCCUUUACACUGAGUCGCUCUCGUCCUUUGUUAAGGGCUUCAAAUCACAUCUAUAUGUGGAGGGGCUAGUGCAAGGAAACGUCACAAGCAGAGAAUCAAAGGAUUUUCUGAAUUAUGUUGUUCUAAAACUGCAGUUCCUUCCCUUGCCACACCCAUGUCCUGUUCAAUUUCGGGUGGUAGACCUGCCAAACACACACCUACUCUGCAAGGUGAAAACCCUUAACAGAGGUGAUGCCAACUCUGAAGUGACAGUGUAUUAUCAGUCUGGGGCUAGGAGUUUAAGAGAAUACACCCUUAUGGAGCUGCUUGUGAUGCACAUGGAGGAGCCUUGCUUCAACUUCCUGCGAACCAAGCAAACCCUUGGCUACCAUGUGUACCCUACAUGUAGAAAUACAUCUGGGAUUCUUGGGUUCUCUGUUACCGUAACCACACAAGCAACCAAGAACAACUCUGAAUUAGUUGACAAGAAAAUAGAAGAAUUUCUUUUGUACUUUGAGGGAAGAAUGAGGCUUUUAACUGAAAAAGCAUUCAGGACUCAGGUCAGUGCUCUAAUCCAUAUUAAAGAAUGUGAAGAUUCCUAUCUUGGAGAGGAGGUGGAUAGAAAUUGGAAUGAAAUAAUGACACAGCAAUAUCUUUUUGACAGACUUGCCCAUGAGGUUGAAGCACUACAAUCACUAACUAAGUCAGACCUAGUUGACUGGUUCCAAGCUCAUAGAGGCAAAGAGAGGAAAGCACUCAGUAUACAUGUGGUUGGAUUUGGUGAACAAGAAGGCGACUCAGAUGUUCAACAGUCCGUACUUGGUGAAAUGUAUCAACUCACAUUCUUACCCCCUUCCUCCUAUAUGAAGAAUACCAGUUACAUCAGGGACAUUAGAAAUUUCACAUUAAUGCUUAACCUCCUCCCUUACCACAAGAUAUUAAAAUAAAUUAUAGUUGUUUUCCCCUGCAUUUAAGUGUAGUUUAAGUAAUUUUCAGUUUGAGAACACUGUGAAUCAUUUAGCCUCACUAAAUAAAUGUGUAUUGUCAGCAGCGCUAGAUGAGUUCCUCCCUUAUUUUAAUGAAGAUUUGAAGCAUUGUACAUCCACUUUGCUCUCUCCCACUCCUCUGAAAUCUGAAACAAAUUUAUUUUUAACAGUUGUUAAUGGAAAGUAUAACUCCUGUCCCCAUUCUUAACAUACUUCAAGUCAUUUUCUCUCCCUUGUUUUUUAUUGUGUUCUUAUUGUGGUCAAUACAACAUGCUAUGUAAACUUAAAACAUUAAUAAUCUAGUCUUUAUAUUUUAGACACACUGUUUCAGAGAUCUCUUUGAACUCUUCAUUACUCUGCAAAGGCACUUGUAAGAGCCUUAAAGAGAUACUGCACCGUAUCAGCAAAUUUCCGUACUUAAAACUGGCCUUCAAACAGUUUUUUAACCAGUGGGCUAUCUCACAGUCCAGAAUAGCCUCCAUCUACUCUUGCACUAGCCACACACCCAACACAUCCUGGCACCAGUGGCUGCACAGGAGGGCAGCAUAGGACCAUCUGCGCUGCUGGAGCAAUUCCCCAGGGGGCAUUUUGGCCGCCAUUAUGCUAUGAGAGCAGCAUAAAGGGAUCAUAAUGGGACUUUGUGAAAUAAUUUUUAUCUGUGCAAAGGGAUUGCAAAGUAAAUGUAAAAUGCUACAGAUCAGAAUGGUAGCAUACUACAUUUACUUUGCAUAGGGGAGACUACACAAUGUGCCAGGCAGCAAAGAAACAAGCCCUAAGCAUUUAAAUCAUAGUUACAGCUUUAUUUUCUAGUUUCGAAAUGAUAGAAUGACUUAUCUGAUUUCAUGCCAUCUGUGGGAUUAGCAAAACCAGAGAGACUAAUAAACACCAAACAUGACAAAUUAAUAAUGCAGAAGUAAUGUGCAGACAAUUCAGGAGGACAGGCUGUUAAAGGCAGGGGACGAAUGACUGUCAUUGCUAACAGCUCAUAAAUAGACUGAUGUUAGCUCUAAUGCAGAUUGUCAUCCAAUUGUCUCAUUGUACAGUUGACUACAAAAAUUUUCACACUCCACCUAACCUUUUUAUUGUAGGUAACUCCCGACCAUCAAAACUCACUAUCCAUUACAUAAACCCAUUAGCCUUCCUCCUGCUGUUCAUCUUAUCAGCACUGAACUCACCGUUCAGAUCAGGUUCAGUGUUUAGACCAAAAUUAUACCCGGAAAUGCCAACAGUUUGAAGAGAGCUCUGGAUUAUAUGAGAAAAACUUAUAGGGUCAGAGAUUUUUCACUUAGCUGGCACUAAUUGUCUCUUUUUUGGGCGCACUUUCAGCAAAGGCCAGAGACUGAAUGAGUCGUGAAAUAGACUAUCACUUCAUCCCUAGAGGUGUUUCUUCCCCGUAGUAUAGGAAAGCUGUAAAUUUCAGUUGUAUAGCUCCACAUAAACCUGUGGUCCUUAGACAAGGAUGUGGAAAUACUGACCCAACCUGGAGUUAGGGAAAACAUUUUAGCUCCCACCUUUCCCCAAUGAUGUAUGAUCCAGCAAUAUAACUGGGUAAAUGUUGCCAUUUGUUCUGUCAAAUUACCAAGGAUAUUUGCUUCCGUAAAUAACUCUGACUCCUAUCUCAGUAUAAAUAUUGUUGCCUUAACAGCUCUUAAAAUGUU